UGAGUGAACCUUCAGUGAACCUUCUGCUUCCCUUCGAUGGGACAUCUUCACGGUAUCCUACAGCAGGAUUCUACCCUGUAUUGACUUCAUUUCUUCCCAUUCUAGUGUAGAUAUAGUCCAUUCUCUGGACAAACCUAUCCCUUGGAAGUCAAAGGGGGGAAAAUAUGCGUCGGAGCCAGAGGGUCCAUUCAAUCGACUGUUCUAACAGUGCAGAGAAUGAGAGUGACCUAAACCCAACUUCAUUGACCAGAUCUAGAAGACAGAAUAUAAAAGUUUUUAAUAAGAAGAAGAAGAAGGAGGAGGAGGAGGAGGAGUUGGAGGAUUUGGAGGAGGAGGAGGAGGAGGAGGAGGAAGCAUAUGAUCUAAAUUUUCAUGAGAGGUAUGGGAAGCCUAUGCAAAAGCUUGGAGAUGGAAUAAGGCUUCAAACACGUGGGAAACACCAACUAGGACCAUCUCAUCAGAUAACUCCCUCGGUGUCUGAAAACUUUAACCUGGAAGAGAAUCAUAGUGACUCCUACUUGAUCAACAGAACCAGUGAACGCAGUGCCACUCAAGAUGUUGCACCCCAAUUGGUCACCACUGUCAUCUUUCCCUCUUGCAGAAGCUUGCUAAGCUGGCUGAUUCAGAUGAUCUACUUUUUCUACACCCUGAGAUACACGGUCUUUAAAGCUCAGCUCUGCCCCAAGUACACUGGGUGGACCCAGACAGGGAAAGCAUCACUUAAGAUAUUGAUUCAUAAAUUGGUGGAGAAGCUGGCCAUUCUGUUCAUCUGUGUGUUUGUCUUCUGGUGCAUCAUUAUGUGCUUGCCAACCAAACUGAACACAGGGCGAACGAGCGUGAGGCCUUCAGGUGAGGUCAAAAAGUCUACUUCUUCACUCAAGGACCUGAGGCUUUACCAAGAGAAGGUGAGGAAACAUACAGAAGAAAUCGAGGCCCUGCAAAGUCUCAUGGAAGAACUUUCAGCCAAAGUCCAAGAAGUGAAAGUCAUGUCUAAUGAGGACUUAGUGGCACAGAACAUAAUGAAGAAGAUACAAGGAGACUACAUUGAAAAGCCUGAUUUUGCCUUGAAAUCCAUUGGAGGGACCAUUGACUUUGACCGCACAUCUGCUACCUACAGUUAUGACAAAGCUAGAUCCUAUUGGAGCUGGUUCCGACUAUGGAACUAUGCACACUCCCCUGAAGUCAUCCUGGAGCCCAACAUGACUCCUGGCAACUGCUGGGCGUUCAGUGGAGACCGCGGGCAAGUCGUCAUCCGCCUGGCCAGAAAGAUCUUCCUCACCAAUGUUACAAUUCAGCACAUCCCGAAAACGAUUUCCCUGUCAGGCUCCUUGGACACAGCCCCCAAGGACUUUGUCGUAUAUGGCAUCAACGAUAAAAUCAAAGAAGAGACAUUCCUGGGGGCUUUUUUGUUUCAACCUGAAAACUCCAUUCAGAUGUUUCCACUCCAGAAUUCGCUCUGCAAAUCCUUCAACUACAUCAAACUGAAGAUACUCACCAAUUGGGGAAACCCUCAUUUCACCUGCCUAUACCGAGUUCGAGCUCAUGGCACGAUAAGUCGGCCGGCGCAUGACCACUAUCCACAAGGCUAGCCCCUACCUUCACAGAGAAAUUAAAGUUUGUUUCUCCACUAUA
Monodelphis domestica (gray short-tailed opossum) is the source of this 1632-nucleotide messenger RNA. RefSeq names its product Sad1 and UNC84 domain containing 5 (gene SUN5). The record is from RefSeq and is a predicted model, not a curated record. Gene Ontology annotation, molecular function: protein-membrane adaptor activity. Gene Ontology annotation, cellular component: meiotic nuclear membrane microtubule tethering complex; nuclear envelope. NCBI's taxonomy places the organism in Eukaryota, Metazoa, Chordata, Mammalia, Didelphimorphia, Didelphidae.